Tetrahymena thermophila SB210 is the source of this 618-nucleotide messenger RNA. Its product is annotated as calcium-dependent kinase. Gene Ontology annotation, biological process: protein phosphorylation. Gene Ontology annotation, molecular function: protein kinase activity; ATP binding. NCBI's taxonomy places the organism in Eukaryota, Ciliophora, Oligohymenophorea, Hymenostomatida, Tetrahymenidae. The transcript has 2 exons. The record is from RefSeq and is a predicted model, not a curated record.
AUGAAUAAAAUCAGCUAAAAUCUUGUAGGAUACUAAGAAGCUAAAUAUAAGCUUGCUUUGCAUCUUCAAAAAAGGAAAAAAAUCAAAGAGUUGUACAGAAUGAAAGGUGUCUAAAUGCUCGAUAAGCCUGAGUUAAUCAUUUCUGAUAUCUAAGAACCUAAGUUAAAGCCUUAUUAAGCUUUAAUUUAUUAGACUAUGAAAAGCGAAUUAAGUAAAAAAGGCUACUCUGAUUUUAGAUUUUUAGGACAGGGAGUAUAGGGAUUAGUUUUGUUAGCAAAAGAUUCGAAAACUAACAUGAGGUAUGCCAUCAAAGGUGUUUAAGUUAGAGAUCCUCAAGGUAAUCUUGACGAAGAUCUUAACAAUCGAGUGAAACAAGAAGUAGAAAUUCUCAAAAAAUGUAGAGACUCUCCUUAUGUAGUCAGUCUUAUAGAUUAAUUUGAGGGAUAACAAUUUAGUUACUUAGUUCUAACUGAGUGUUAAGGUACAAAUAAUACUCAUUUCUUUUUUAAAUUAAUUAAUCAAACCGCUUUAUUGAAAGUCUUUAAUGCAAAAUUAAAUGCUAUAAAUAAUAAGGAACUCUCACCUAGAUUUUAGAAAGGAACUAAAACAAAAGACUGA